AUGAGCCUAGCCACGAGAGGAGUCCUGGAUAGGUACACCACUAAUUUUAAGGUCCAAUUGUAAUCAUUUUCUUUUGUUGUGUAUCAAAUUACAAAAGAAAGAAGGGACCUUGGUACUCUCUCUGUGUGUUUGUAUGUGUAUCUGUUUCUCACCACAUACAGAGAGAUAAUAAGAUAUUGUUGUAGCCACAAGCACACAGAGUCACAGCCUUCUACUCAUGUCCAUGGCUGGGGAACAAGGUGAUAGUUGCUCCUCCAUCACCAUACCCCUUUUGGGUGAAGAAAAAGUGCACCAAGUGAAUGACUCAAAUAUUGAAGCUUUGGUGGCCAAGACUUGUGAUUCACACACCCCUUAUGUGGGUAACACCUCCUUUUACAAGACAUGCUUCCAUCUUAUUAAUGCCCUCUCAGGAGUUGGUAUUAUAUCGAUGCCUUAUGCACUGGCAUCUGGGGGAUGGUUAAGCAUAUCACUGCUAUUUGUGAUUGCAAUUGCUUGCUGUUACACUGGCAUGUUGGUCAAAAGAUGCAUGGAUAUGGACCCUGAUAUAAGAACCUUCCCUGACAUAGGUCAACGCGCAUUUGGAGACAAAGGGAGGCUAAUUGUGUCAAUUGCGAUGAAUUCUGAGCUCUACCUUGUUGUAACAGGUUUUCUGAUUUUAGAGGGUGAUAAUUUAAACAAACUGGUACCAAAUGUGCAACUUGACCUCGCCGGGUCAACAAUUAGUGGAACAACAAUUUUUGCCAUGGUUGCUGCCCUUGUUAUUUUGCCUACUGUUUUGUUAGAGGAUUUGAGUUUGCUAUCUUAUGUCUCUGCUAGUGGAGCUUUGGCUUCUUCCAUUUUUCUCCUCUCUCUAUUUUGGAAUGGCACCAUUGAUGGCACAGGAUUUCAUGCAAAGGGAACAUUUUUCAGAUUGAGUGGAAUACCUGCUGCAGUUAGUUUAUAUGCCUUUUGUUACAGUGCUCAUCCAAUUCUUCCCACUCUCUACCAUUCUAUGAGAAACAAAAGCCAGUUCUCAAGGGUUCUCUUUGUAUGCUUUUCUGUAUGCACACUUGGUUAUGCAGCAGCAGGUUUUUUGGGCUACUUAAUGUUUGGGGAAGAGGUUGACUCACAGGUGACUUUGAACCUCCCAACAGGGAAAUUCAGUUCACAAGUAGCAAUAUACACUACCUUGGUCAAUCCCAUAGCCAAAUAUGCAUUGAUGCUUAGUCCAGUCAUAAAUGCUGUAAAAAAUAAGGUUUCAUGCUAUAACAACAAAAGGCUCACACAUAUACUUGUUAGUACCUUAAUGCUCAUUAGUACUCUUAUUGUAGCUGUGGCCAUUCCCUUAUAUGGAUACCUCAUGUCAUUUAUUGGGGCAUUACUAAGCGUCUCAGCUUCAAUUAUAGUACCAUCAGUGUGCUAUUUGAAGAUUUCAGAAGCUUACAAGAGAUUUGGGUCUGAAAUGAUAAUAAACUAUUCAAUAAUAGUAAUGGGUGUUACUAUUGCUGUUGUGGGUACAUAUACAUCUCUGUUAGAUAUAAUUCACAAUUUGUAAGUGUCAAGUGCACAAUCAAUCUCCGUGGAAGUUGCAAUAAUUGGAGCUUCAUGAAUGUGUAAAGAUGUGCUUCUGUUAAUAUUUCGAUUGAUUGUAUCAACAUUUUGUGAGGCUUAAUCUUUGUCAGAUAUUUACUUUCAUUUGAUCAUGUUUGAGAGAAUUGUUUUCCUAUAGGAAAUCCCAUGAUGUUUUGACCACUUGUUUCAUGCAAGGGAGAGAAUAAAUAAUAAAAAUGAAAAUAGUGUUGAAUUUUCG
Abrus precatorius (Indian licorice) is the source of this 1789-nucleotide messenger RNA. Its product is annotated as amino acid transporter AVT1I-like. The transcript has 3 exons. NCBI's taxonomy places the organism in Eukaryota, Viridiplantae, Streptophyta, Magnoliopsida, Fabales, Fabaceae. The record is from RefSeq and is a predicted model, not a curated record. Bases 218 to 1534 code for a protein of 438 amino acids. Gene Ontology annotation, cellular component: plasma membrane.